Molecule: messenger RNA, 6147 nt
Organism: Varanus komodoensis (Komodo dragon)
Lineage: Eukaryota; Metazoa; Chordata; Lepidosauria; Squamata; Varanidae
Gene: MBNL2
Product: muscleblind like splicing regulator 2
Exons: 10
Coding region: 694-1851 (385 amino acids)
Molecular function (GO): metal ion binding
Source: RefSeq, a predicted model, not a curated record
CCAGUCCCCAGCGGCCGCCUCCGCCGCGCCGCGCCGCGCCGGGAGAGCUGGCAAGUUCCUGCGGUGCGCGCCCAGCCUCGCCAGCGCGGCCGGAGCCCGGGUCUUUCCGGCAGGUCCGUGCAUUAAGUGCCUUUGUGAAAUCGCUCAUACAAGAGACAACCGUACUCCUUGCAAGACUCUGCCUGCCGACUAGCUAUCGCUCUUAUCUUACAUGUCAUGUGCAGCAGUUUCCCAGCCGCUUGAUGUGGAACGGACAACAGCAUUUACAGAGCUUGAAGAAAAUACUACAUCGGACGUGAAACCGAUUGAACGCAUAGUGCCCCGUAUGUAAUCAAUGCCAACAAAACGGACACACGGCUAAAAUGUUAUCCCGGAGGGUCACUGCCUGAAAGCAGACUUUCUUAGCAGAACCGUGGCAACAAAGCAGUCAAGGAGCCAAUAUUUAUUUUACAGCCAGAAAUGCUACUGAGCAUGAAUAUUUUGCAGCCCGAAGUCUACAGGUGGUACAUAUUGAUUGAUGAAAAAUAGCUGCUCAUUCCACUUAGUGUGCACUUGUCACUCUUAAGCACUUCUUAUAUUAUUGCUGCGAGGAGUUACUUGCCUUGAAAGGGUAUUCGUCUUGUUGGAAUUCAUAACUGGAGGUGGUUUAAUUUAUAAUCACUCAGCUCUCGAGAGCUAACUCGUUUUCGCAUCAUGGCUUUGAAUGUUGCUCCUGUAAGAGACACAAAAUGGCUGACUCUAGAAGUGUGCAGGCAGUUUCAGAGAGGAACUUGUUCACGCUCGGAUGAGGAAUGCAAAUUUGCACAUCCACCCAAAAGCUGCCAGGUUGAAAAUGGGAGAGUUAUUGCCUGCUUUGAUUCUCUAAAGGGCCGUUGCACAAGGGAGAACUGCAAAUAUCUUCAUCCACCAACACAUUUGAAAACUCAGCUAGAAAUUAAUGGUAGGAACAACCUGAUCCAACAGAAAACCGCAGCAGCGAUGCUUGCACAGCAAAUGCAAUUUAUGUUCCCAGGAACACCCCUUCAGCCAAUGCCCUCAUUUCCUGUAGGGCCAACAAUAGGAUCCAACACAGCACUAAGCUUUGCACCAUAUUUAACACCUGUCACUCCUGGUGUGGGAUUAGUUCCUACUGAAAUUGUUCCCACACCACCAGUCAUUGUUCCAGGAAGUCCCCCUGUCACAGUACCUGGGUCAACUCCAACGCAGAAGCUCCUCAGGACAGAUAAACUGGAGGUUUGCAGGGAGUUCCAGCGAGGAAACUGUGCACGGGGCGAAACCGACUGCCGCUUUGCACAUCCCGCAGACAGCACAAUGAUUGACACAAAUGACAACACCGUGACUGUUUGCAUGGAUUACAUAAAAGGGCGCUGCAUGAGGGAGAAAUGCAAAUAUUUUCACCCUCCUGCUCACUUGCAGGCCAAAAUCAAAGCUGCUCAGCACCAGGCCAACCAGGCUGCAAUGGCAGCUCAGGCAGCCGCUGCAGCUGCUACGGUGAUGACUCAGUCGACUGCCAAAGCAAUGAAGCGACCUCUCGAAGCAACUGUAGACCUGGCCUUUCCUCCUGGUGUACUUCAUCCUUUACCAAAGAGACAAGCACUUGAGAAAAGCAAUGGUGCCAGUCCUGUUUUUAAUCCCGGUUUCUUGCACUACCAACAGGCUCUUGCUAGUGCGCAGCUGCAACAGCAUGCGACAUUCAUUCCAACAGGGUCAGUUUUGUGCAUGACACCCGCUACCAGUAUUGUACCCAUGAUGCACAGCGCUACGUCCGCCACUGUCUCUGCAGCAGCAACUCCUGCAGCAAGCGUCCCCUUCGCCGCAACAGCCACAGCCAAUCAGAUAGUCCUGAAAUAGACAACAAGAAUGGAAUGGAAUGUCAACAGACCUCGCUGAGAACAGCAAAGCAUUGUUAUUGUACAUACUACCCUGUCUCUUCCUCGAUAGAAUUGCCACAAACUGCAUGCUGAGUAAAGAGUUUGUUCGUCUGGACAAAUCACAAAACACUAAAGAGCUAGUGCUGCUAUAUCAUAUAGGAAUAUUAAAUAUGGUAUGCUUAGUAUAUUCCAAACUAAUCUAGUUAACUACCUGAUGCCAGCUGUGAUGGUUCAAGACAUAAAAGGGUAACAUUUUACUUUUCAAAGUUUUAUACAACACCGUUUACUUCUUAGGGAUAUUGUCUUACCACCAUAAUUAUAGCUAAUGUAAGUAGUCCUAUUCAUAUAUUAUCGUAGGGUUCACAACUUUAUGGAUUUUUCAAUGUUAGCAAUAAAUGAUUUACAUUGGCCACUAAGCCCAGGAUCCAGAGGACCACAGAAUGAGUUCCACGUGGGCAGGAUCACCUGGCGGUGUGCAUUUCCCACCCAGCAUCCCCUCCUCCUUUGCAUGGCAGACUGCUUUUGAAAUUGUGACAAUUCCAAAAGCGGGUUAUGAUUCAACACAAGAGUCUUCUGCUCAGAGGAAGGUGAGAGCAGGCAGGGGAGCGAAAAACCACACCAGGCGCACGCAAGCUCUUGAGUGUACCGUAGUAGCUCUUCGGAUCUUGGCCAAGAUAUACCAACAGCAGAUUUACCUUUUAACCCUUUGACAAUUUUGUACUCUCUUGAGAAGCUCACUUCUCUGCUGGGCAGUUGAUGCCAAGGCAAAAGAAGUGAUGUGGAAGUGCAGCUGUGUUCCAGCCAGUCACCACCCAAAUGUCCCAAACGGAGGAUCCAAGGUAAAGCACAAGUUGUGGAGACGCACAUGAGCUCGUUUUGGAUACGUAUUGAGAAUUGAUACUGGAAUCAUGGCAUUCUAGAACUAAAUUAAAUCUUUGCACGGUAUGAUUUUCAUACCCCUAACAAAGUCUUGACUAUGUUAUUUUACAAAGAGAGAAUAUUUUUUAAGAAGCCUUUGCAGAAGUGCCUAAAUUUUGCCACAGUAGACUUGAAACUAAGUAGUACUGUGGUCUGUAAUUGAAUCUACACCAAGCGAUUAAGCUUUCACAUUUACAAUCAGGUUACCAAAAAGAACUUGUUAUGAAAUAACUUCUUCCCAAUUAAAGAAAUGGGACUAUAUGUGAAAUGAUUAGCAUGAUAUUCUAAUUUAAUUCAAACUGAAUGCAGUCAUUGUUAAAAUUGAUAAGUGACUUUAAUCUAGAUGAUUAGGAAAAUACUGAACAGGAUGUAGAGAGAGCUUCAUUUUAAUCCAUUGUUACUGUUACCAUAUUUUUAAAAUCAGGUUAAAGAAGUUGUAACCGGAUUACAGCACAGAGAAAGAAACUAGUUCUUUUAAACUUUUUCUUUAAAAGCUUAUUUUAUGUCACAGAAAUAUGAAGAUAUCUUUAAUACAGCUAUAUACAUAUUAUAUAUACACAUACAUAUAUAUGGACAAAACAGAUUUUAAUGUUUACUUUUUUAAAUACUGUGUUGAUUUACAAGGUAAUUAUAUACAUUUGAUUAAUGUAGGAGGUUGCUUUUUAAGAUUUGUUUCCUCCACUGUUGUACCAAAUAUGUCACAUUUCACAUUUUAUAUGUUGCACAUAUAUCACAUAAGUACAUAGUUUUUAAAUUAUUGUUUAUAAAACAAAAAACAGCUGUCCUAUGGAAAUAUGUAUAAUUGUUUAAAACAUCUGUUUUCUUCAUGCAAACAUUAUGAAUGAUUGCAGUAUUUUAACUUAGCCUUUUCAGAUUAAUUCUAAGCUUUUUAGCUUUGGCAGCACCGCCUAUCCUCAGACAAGAAGCACUAAUUGAUUUUUGCUAAUGAAAUUUUUUUUCAGUGUUAAUCUUGUUUUUAAAAAGUCUGAUAUCUGAUUAUAGUAAAACAGUAACUCUGAUCACCUAAUGGGGAGAAAAAACCCAAAACUGAUGGUAAGCAUACUAUAGUGUUUGUAAUCUUGCAUCUGUCUUAAUUUGUGAGGAAGAUACAUUUUAUUUUAAUUUAAUUUAAUUUUUACUUGUACAUUUUCUCAGUUGUUAAACUAGAUUGCUGACUUGGCCAUUUACCUACAUCUGUAGUUGUUGGUUUUGUUUUGUUUUGUUUUUUUUAACAAUAAUCCAUUUAAACAUUUGGUAGUUUAUUGAACAAAACUAAAUGACAAUUUAUAUAUGUUGUUUAAAUAUUUAAACUGUAGAAGAAACAUUUUAGUGAACAUGGUAUGUUUAACCAACUAUUUUCUUAGAACCACUCCUAUAUUGUUUUCUAUCCACUAAGGAUCACACUUUCAGUACUAAUACAAAUUUUCUUCCUGAACAAAAAGAGAGAACCUAUUUUUAAAAAAAGAAUAAUUCCACUGUAUUGGUAUGGAAGUUUGUUCUGUUUUUACAUUAAAUAUAUAUAUAUAUAUAUAUCAACUUUAAAUAAUUUAUUUCCAAAUAGUUGGGUUGGUCUUAAUGGAGUUAUGCUGGAAUAAGUUUUAUCAGUGUCUAAAUGCAUGAGUCAUAGAGGUUGUAUAGCUGGAAAAAAACAGUAGCCACCCACAUAAUCCACUUUGGGAUAUAGAUGCACCCCAAAAACCCUGUCUGGGUUUGUAGAUAAUGCUAGCUCACGGUAGUGCUGUUGAAUUUGGAGUUUUGUGUUCUAUAAAUCCAUCUGCACUAACCAUACUUUGUUAACCACAAACAACCUAGGAAAGAACCAAGGGUUAGUUCUUCGAUGAUGUACUCCGGGUUGUUGUUAUGUGUGCAGCCAGAACCAAAGGUGAUUCUUGGGUUGUUUUAUUACAGAAGCAGCAGGCAAGAAUGGCCCAAAAGCUCCGUUCCCUGUGUGUCACAAAGGCAUUUGUGAUAUGCCAGAGGGAGGGAGGAGGCAGGGCAGGAAAACAAGAAACCCUUGAAACAAACUGCUGUUUGAUCGUCUGCUAGGAAAGUCCCUGGAUAGGGCAGGAAGCCAUGGGGCAUUCAGGGUGAAAUAAUGUGUACGUUGGCUUUAUGUGGAAACCAGACCACCUCUGUCCACUCGUUCCCUCCACAUCUCAUUGGCCACUUUAUUCUUCAUCUGCUUCCCUCUGCGUUUCACUUGCCAUCCGAUUCCUGUCCACUGAAGCUCUACACAGGCCUUUGCCUGAGCAGGCGCGAUUUGCGUUUGCAACGUCUUUGCAAGCAUGUUCGGCCACUGCUCAGAUCUUCGCACUCCAUGCGCAGAGGUCUUUGAGUAGCAGCUGGGGGAGCAUCCGUGGGUGGUGCAUGUACAUGUCCUGUCUUCGCUUCAACAGUAUUAGAGUUGCCUGUGAGCACCAGCAGAAGGCUUUUGUGGUCCUCCAUUCCAGCCCCACCGCAAUGUUCUUCCCCAGUGAGCGACUCACCUCGCAACCCUUGGGCACCUGAGCCAAUGAUACAGCUUCAUCUCACCUGCUUGCCUCACCUUGAUGUUCUGGUUUCACUUGUUAGCCUGUACCACAAAUCGGACCCUGUGUUCAGGUUUUAUCUGCUUAUCUGAAAAAUCUGCAAAUCCCCAGCCUAGCUCUAGCUUGCCCCUGUAAAGGCAGCCCAGCCCUGUCAUUUCAGCCACAUUCUGUAGGAUAAGAGGACUUCCUCAUUCACAGAGAUUGAGAUCUCCAACAAGGCAAAGUCAUUUUUCUAGGCCUGGUUCCCUCCUGCUUCUACUUGGCUGCAGUUCAUUUAGUCUCUGUGCCUCUUGCUUUAAAUCCAAAUUGAUUAAACUAGCAUAAAUAUAAAAUAUUAACAACAUACUUUUUAUUUAUUUAUUAUAGAGUAAUUUUGUAGAAUACAUUGAAUUUGGGAAGAUUUGAAACUAUUUUUUGGUAUAAAUAUUAUUUGCCAAAACUUCAUUUAUAUUUUGGAAAAGAAUGUCUAAUAAUGGUAAUGGACCUUGUGUUGGUUUUAUUUUUAAAUAACUCCCUUGAAAUUACCAUAAAAUGAGCCAAUAUAGUCAGGCAGUACAGAAGCUCAGACAUGAUUUCAAGUUACUUGAGAUGUCUCUCUAUUUUCUGUAAAAGCACCUCACCGAAAUACCUUAAUUUGCCCAUCCAAAACAAUCAGUGGCAACAUUCACAUCGCAUACUUUUUCAGUAACAGUUAAAUAAACCCCUUAUAUUAUUCCAUGUACUGUAACUAUUUAGCAGCCUGUUUAAAUACCCAUUUAUGAAUUUGUUGAGAUAUUAUUUAAUUACCCAAUGUGGAACUAUGGAAAUAAAAAGGAGCAUUUUAAAAUUAA